Molecule: messenger RNA, 411 nt
Organism: Eimeria tenella
Lineage: Eukaryota; Apicomplexa; Conoidasida; Eucoccidiorida; Eimeriidae
Product: 40S ribosomal protein S24, putative
Exons: 2
Coding region: 1-411 (136 amino acids)
Biological process (GO): translation
Cellular component (GO): ribosome
Molecular function (GO): structural constituent of ribosome
Source: RefSeq, a predicted model, not a curated record
AUGUCGGAGCCGAAGUCGCCGUUCACGCUGCGCCUGCGCAAGCUGCAGUCCAACCCGCUGCUGCAGCGCAAGCAGCUGUGGGUCGACGUGCUGCACCUCGGCCGCGCCAACGUCAGCCGCAAGGAGCUGCAGCAGCGGCUCGCGCAGCAGUUCAAAGUCCCCGACCCGCGCUGCCUCGUGCUCUGCUGCUUCCGCACGGCCUUCGGCGGCGCCCGCAGCAGAGGCCAGGCCCUCAUCUACGAGGACUUCAGGGCGGCCCAGCGUUUCGAGCGGCGCUUCAGGCUCGUGAGGAUGGGGGCUGCGGAGGCGGAGCCCAAGAAGGGGCGCAGGGCCACCAAGGAGCUCAAAAACCGCAGGAAAAAGGUGCGGGGGACGGAGAAGGCGAAGACCCAGGCGGGGAAGCAGAAGUGA